CCUCAUCAUCAGUAUCAUUUUUCUCAUUAUUUCCCUCUAAAGCUUCCUUUAUCUACUAUAUAUGUCUCCAGACCAGGCCGCUUCCAAAAACUGGCCAACAAACUCAAUAUUCCUCUUCUCCCUCCUCUUCUUCUUUUUCUUGCUUUGGACAUGGAGGAGCAUAUGGAUUCAAUGAGCAAAGCUCUCUCUUCUCAAGCUAGAACAAAUGAGUCUCCAGAGGAGAGCGGCUGGACUAUGUACUUUGAAGAUUUCUUAGCAAACAAGGAGCAUAGCUCUUCCCCUUCUGAUAAUUAUGGUCGUGCCAGCUAUGGUUAUGGAAGCUCUUCUUUGGUCUCUGAUGCUGCUUCUUCAGCCGGGAAGAAGCUCGUAGAUAAUGACCAUGUUGCAGUGCUGUCCUUGGAGAAAAGGUGCAAGAAAUUGAGUUUUAAGAAGAGAAAAACUAAAGGAGCUGUGGUUGAUGAUGCUUUGGAGGACACUGCCAGUUCUCCUGUUACCAGUCCCAAGGUUUUUGAUUUGAGGCAGUUGGAUAUGAACCCAAAAGAGAAAGCUAUAGACAUUUCUAAGGAGAAAGGGAGUUCAUAUAGGCAAACAAAUGAGAGAGGUGAUGAAGUGGGUUUUAUUGGGAGGGAUAGUGACUGUACAGAACUGAAGAAAAGGGGCCUUUGCUUAGUUCCUUUGUCCAUGAUAGUGGACUAUCUUGGUUAAGUUCAUUUUUCUUCUUUUUUUCCCUUCAUUUUUGUCAUGGAUGCAUCUCCAAAUCUCCUUUCUCACUUGCAGAAUUGCACCCAUCCUUCUGCAGCAACUGAUCAAGCAAGUACAUAUCUCAUGAACAACCAUCUUCUUUCACAAAUGAAUAAAUAUGCUCUUUUAAAUUAA
Molecule: messenger RNA, 876 nt
Organism: Vitis riparia (riverbank grape)
Lineage: Eukaryota; Viridiplantae; Streptophyta; Magnoliopsida; Vitales; Vitaceae
Product: vascular-related unknown protein 4
Exons: 3
Coding region: 151-705 (184 amino acids)
Biological process (GO): xylem development
Source: RefSeq, a predicted model, not a curated record